AUGUUAGCUAGCGUUAGUAGGUGUAAUAGAAUAUCUCUUUUAUUUUUGAUCAUUUAUUUGUCUGUGAGAGUACAGAGCAAAGUAAAAGACGCAAAAUUAAUCGACGGACGUGAUCCCACCAGAGAUGAGGGUUCAUUCAUGGCGAGCUUGCUGCGUUACCCCGGCAGACAACUCAUAUGCGGUGCUGCAUUUUACACCCCUACCCUGCUGAUAACUGCCUGCAGCUGCAUCAGCGAUGCCGCAUACGGAACAGAAGACGACUUUCCUGAGCAGUCUCUGGACAGUCUCCGAGUGUCAGCCGGCAGCAAGUACUACGUCGAAGUGGACGACAAUUUUGUAUUACUGGAAGUGGCGGAAUUAAUCGCUCAUCCCCAAUGUGAAUAUGAUUUCUAUGUGGACAUGUGGAAAAAAGAUUUAGGGAUUGUCGUUGUUAAAAAGCCCGUGAACAGAAGCAUUCCUUUGCAAUACAUCUCUUAUCCUCAUCCAGACCAAUAUUUGCACUCUCUGCUCAGCCUGUUUGAGGACGAAGGGUACUGGGUCGGCGGGAAGAAAUCGUGCUACGUUUUCGGUUGGGGCUCCACGGGUUACAUGAAGAACAGGAAUGAGUUCGAGGCUUUCGAUCCGAUAGCGUACCUUCAAACUCGCGCUAUGCAGAUUAUGUUUCCAGAUGAGUGUCAGGAAGAAUUGUGCCAAGUAAGCAAUAAAGUUUGCAAAUUUUGGCCAAGUUCGCAAAGGGCAUUCUGCGCCAUGGCCAAGGAACCGGGAAGAGGGUCUUUCUGCGACGGCGAUGUCGGCUCACCAUUCGUCUGUGACGGCAUCCUGUACGGAAUCGCGUCUUGGAACUAUGAGUGCGGUACAUCUGUUAAGGCUAACAUAAUUUAUGAACUGGACAUAAUGUUCAUCGACGCUUUUAAAUAUCUUUCUUCUUCUCUUUGCCACCAAACUGAUUUCUUAUUUCUGCUAAUACUAUUUGUUGCUACUAUCAUAGUUUGA
This is a messenger RNA of Cimex lectularius (bed bug), 993 nucleotides long. RefSeq names its product thrombin-like enzyme gloshedobin. Gene Ontology annotation, biological process: proteolysis. Gene Ontology annotation, molecular function: serine-type endopeptidase activity. Bases 1 to 993 code for a protein of 330 amino acids. The transcript has a single exon. Lineage: Eukaryota; Metazoa; Arthropoda; Insecta; Hemiptera; Cimicidae. The record is from RefSeq and is a predicted model, not a curated record.